This is a messenger RNA of Fonsecaea multimorphosa CBS 102226, 1044 nucleotides long. RefSeq lists its product as uncharacterized. The record is from RefSeq and is a predicted model, not a curated record. The transcript has 4 exons. NCBI's taxonomy places the organism in Eukaryota, Fungi, Ascomycota, Eurotiomycetes, Chaetothyriales, Herpotrichiellaceae. The coding region runs from base 1 to 1044 and encodes 347 amino acids.
AUGCCUGGAAAGAUCAGCGAAUGGUCCGACUACUCCUUGACGGAGGAGCAGAAGCAGCACUGGCUGGAGCACGGGUUCAUCAAGGUCGAGAACUGCUUCUCCACCGAACUCGCAGAGAGAUGGACGAGCUCCAUCUGGACGAGACUCGGCGCGGAUCCGGACGACAAAUCGACGUGGCCGACGGAGAAGUUGAACAUGCCCGGCCACACGGUCAUCUCGGUCAAGGAGCACGCGCCCAAAGCAUACGCCGCAAUGUGUGAGUUGGUGGGCGGAGAGGAUCGAGUCGCCGACUGGUGCAAAUACUGGAAAGAUGGCUUCAUUCCCAACCUGGGCAAGCCCGAAUACAAGGAAACCGAUCCCUUGGAUUUCAGGUCGCUGGACAACUGGCACUGCGAUGGAGACUGGUUCACCCACUUCCUCGACUCCCCGGAGCAAGCUCUUCUGGUGAUUCCCCUGUUCACCGAGAUCAAACCCAAGGGAGGAGGCACCGUCAUCUGCACGGAUGGGAUCAAGUUGGUGGCUGAAAAAUUGUACUCGCUACCGCAAGGAGCCACGCCCUACCUGGCGCCUCGAGGCACGCCCGAGAUCCCCAAAUCCAACCCUGAGCGCCGCAAGCUCUGGAAUUCCUGGGUGAAAGAUUCCAGCCUGACUCGCGACGAGUCCUUCCACGAAGCUACGGGGCAAGUGGGCGACGUGUACUUCUUGCAUCCGUUCAUGUUGCACUCGGCAUCACGCAAUCUCCUCCGAAGCGUCCGAAUCAUUACAAACCCCCCCGUGGCCUUGAAAGAGCCAUUCAACUAUAACCGUCCAGACGGCAACUACAGCCUUGUUGAGGCCAAAACAUUGAGGGAACUGGGUCGACCCGAAGGUUUGCCCGAGUGGAAGAUUACUGGACCAAGAGAAUUACUCCCGAGUGCUGGCGGCAGGAUAAAGAUGCAAGAGGAAAUGAAAAGAAACGAAUUGGAGCGCUUGAAGAAGGCCGGCAAGCCAAUUCACACCCUGGAGGGUGCCACCGAAUAUGGCUUGGAGUAUUACCCGUCCUAG